Molecule: messenger RNA, 1431 nt
Organism: Epithele typhae
Lineage: Eukaryota; Fungi; Basidiomycota; Agaricomycetes; Polyporales; Epitheliaceae
Exons: 4
Coding region: 1-1431 (476 amino acids)
Molecular function (GO): protein binding
Source: RefSeq, a predicted model, not a curated record
AUGGAACCCCCCCUAGAUCGUCUCAACGACGAUGUUCUGCUCAUCAUCCUAUCCUAUCUCGAGAAGCGAGAUCUCUGCGCUUUGUCGCUCACCUGCAAACACUCCCACACGAUUUCCUCUCAAAGACUCUGGACAGCCGUCUCGAUAACAAACAGUCUCUUCAUCUCCUGUCCGUGGCAUGAGAAUAUCUACACCAAUGCUCAUCAUGUCCGUGAGAUGGCGGUCCAUGUCCACGACAAGGCACCUCAGGUCUCCGACAUCUUGUUCGCAACCAAGAACAUCCGUUCCCUCAAAAUACCCUAUCUGUAUCGCCUCUAUGACGACCCGCGUCUUUCUAUGGCUCUCGCCGAACUGCGCGAGCUCCGGACACUCUCUUGCAAGUGGAUCGAGGACAAAAUGCUGCCGACGAUCCAAAACAUCCCAUCUCCCGAUCUCACAACCCUCUGUCUAGGAUAUAAAGGAAAAACAGACCUCCCCUCCCUCCUCCCCGUUAUCGCAUCCUUCCCUCGCCUGUAUACUCUCAUUCUAGAGUUCCUUAAGCCUACCAGCGCGGUCGAUAUCACCAGCUACCCGCCAUUCACCUCCAUCCAGCAGCUCACCCUCGACAAAGUCACUGAACCUGCGACGGACAUCAUCUAUCUCUGUCCCAACGUCACCUCUCUGGACCUUGGUGUCGACUAUCCUCGCCAAGGGGACCCUCACGAAUCCCGACCGAAAUGGCGCCCCUCGCCGAUCCCUCGACUCUCCCUCACGGUUCUGCACAUUAAGACCAGAGACCCCAUUGUCUCGUUGCUGGAACGACGAGCCUUGCGCGCGACACACGUUCGAUUCGCCAUGUUAUGGCUGUUCACGGACGACUGUAUCUCGCUCGAGAGCGGCGAAGCCACGUCCCGACUCAGGCGCGUCCUCGACGUGCUCAUGCCGCACUCCCUCCACCUCGAAAUAUCAGCGAUGUGGGGCUACAAGCGAUCUGACCCCACUGGAAACCUCUGGCAAGAGGUCGCCGCAACCGCGCCGCACCUGCGUGCGCUCGUGCUCUAUGUAGACUCCCUCGACGAUGGCAAUACGAAGGACGAGCAGUGGCCGCGGACAUGGGCGCCCUCGGACACGCUCGUGGCGGAGCUCGCGUGGCUCCCGCUCGUCUGCGUCCAUCUCGAGGUGGAUCCAGAAUCGUCCUACCGGAAACCAGGGGAGGCGGGGCGCCAACGCCUCCGCGCGCUCGCCGCGUUUCCCGGGAAGCUCGCCGCGGCCAUCCCCACACUGCGCGUCUGGUGGCGCGUCGAGCGUGGCGACGGCGACGCGUCGCGGUCGCUGGUCGAGCUCUGGCGCGAGGAUGGGGAGCGGGCACUGGAGCUCGUGCAGAACGAGGCGUUUCGUAUGUCCGAUCUUGACGACAUCUACUCGGAGAAGUGCCGUUACGUGAGCGGGUGA